Molecule: messenger RNA, 231 nt
Organism: Spirometra erinaceieuropaei
Lineage: Eukaryota; Metazoa; Platyhelminthes; Cestoda; Diphyllobothriidea; Diphyllobothriidae
Source: the annotation of a GenBank genome assembly
AUGGGCAUCACUGCAUUCAGCGAGAUCAGCUUCUCCGAACAGGGUCAGCUGGAGGAAGUGGGUAUCGGCUACACCAUCCUCUGGAACGACAACGUGGGACGACCGCCCUCUGGCGCAGGGUAUCAACGACUAUCUCAUGAUCCCGAGGCUGCAUUUACGGGGAGCCAACUUCGUCACUGUUGCCGGCGCGGACGUCCCCCCAAUGACCAACUCCGAUCACGUGAGGAAUAA